AUGAGGCUUCGACGGUCGACGAGAUUGAAGUUGCGUGAGGGAGUGACGGACGGUGCGGUUGCACCUGCUGGUGCGAGUACUCCUGCUGCCGUCCCAGCACCAGCGAAUGGUGCGACCUCCUCAGCACUUCCCUGGGAUCACAAGUCUCCCGGUAUCAAAGUACAAAAGCCACCGACACGUAUGAGACGUACUACAACCAAAACACAUGCAACGCUUGUACGACCCCACUACAGUGGCCACUCUAACUCACACAAUGCGUCGCUCACCACCGUCAUUGACGCUAUCUCGCACCAAUGUAAAACGUCACCUACUCUACAACAAAUCGCCGGUCAAUUGAUUCCACUGAUUGAAGCAGGACGUCAAUUAGAACUUGAACAACAGCGUAGCAAUGCUGCGCUGUUGUCGCGGUUACUCAGCGAACCUCAUACCGUCCCCGAAGACCAAGCCUUUUACACCGCUUUAACAGCACCGAACCUGACCGCGCCGGCAGCGACUCGGUUCACUGCACAAUGGCAUGGUAUCACUGCUGAAGGUGUGGCGGACAUCGUCUUUGAUUGUGAUGAAGCUUUUGAUGUUGCGGCGUGUCGACGUAAUGAUUUUCAAGCUAUAAACACUCGUGUGAACCGGUUACUGCUACAACAUCGCAUCACGACUCUGCCUUGGCCAGAUAAAAAGCGUAAACGCGUGGGUUCGGGAGUCCCGGGGGCCUUGGGGAACCCGGAAAACCCGGUUGCCGAUCCUGCAACUAUUCCUUUACUCUCAUGA
This is a messenger RNA of Lachancea mirantina, 765 nucleotides long. The record is from the annotation of a GenBank genome assembly. Lineage: Eukaryota; Fungi; Ascomycota; Saccharomycetes; Saccharomycetales; Saccharomycetaceae.